Messenger RNA from Hyaloscypha bicolor E, 1021 nucleotides. RefSeq lists its product as uncharacterized. The coding region runs from base 215 to 838 and encodes 207 amino acids. Lineage: Eukaryota; Fungi; Ascomycota; Leotiomycetes; Helotiales; Hyaloscyphaceae. The record is from RefSeq and is a predicted model, not a curated record. The transcript has a single exon.
CCCUUGCAUUUGUGUGCUAUUAUGCCCUGUUAUUGGCUACCACUGUGUUCCGCAUGAUUUUACCCCGCAUGACACAAAGUUUACAAGUACCGAGAUCGCCCUCUUCUGAUUUAUAUCAACAGUUUUCACCACCUUCCAUUUGCAUGUCUCACACCUUCCCAAUUGCAACUUCACACAAGCUCAGUUACCUCCCUCGUCCAUUACUCUUAUCCAAAUGUCUUCCCUCUCCCAAGACGCGUUGACCCUCCACGGCGGCUGCGACUGCACGAGCAUCCGCUUCACAAUCUCAAUCCCCGCUCUCGUCUCCCGUCCGGUUCUACCAUACCCGGACCUCUUCGGUGCAGAGAUUUGGCCCCCACAAAUCUUCUUGGACCACUGCAACAAGUGCCGCCGCGUAAGCGGCGCUCUCGUCCAAGGCUGGCUCACAUGUCCACAGGAUUGGGUUGAGUGGGCUAUCAAAUCCACAUCCGGUGAAGAAUCCCCAAGUGCGACCAAGUUCAACACAGUAGAUCUCAUCUGUGCCAAGCCUGGGGUAUUGCCAGUUGUCAACUAUGCAUCGACUGAAGGGGUUACGCGGCCGUUUUGUGGGAGGUGUGGCACGAAUCUAGCUUAUGUUUUUGAGGGGAGAAAGGAGAAGAAUCCGAUUCCGAUGGUGGAUAUUGUGCUGGGUAGUUUGGAUACCGAGAGUCUUGAAAUGCCGGGCGUGAGACCUGAGAGGCAGUUUUAUUGGAAUAGUGGGGUGGAGUGGAUAAAGAGGUUGGUAACUGAAGGCGAUUCUAGCGUGGGUGGAGAGAAGCUUCCUAGACAUCCGGAUGGGAGUAGGAUGCAGGUCGUUUGAGGAGGAUUCUGGUAACCGUGGUUGGGAAGAGUCAUAUUUCGUAUGGACUCGUAUUCGAGGGUCGUCUAUAGCCAAAUAUGUCGGCAUGGUUUUCUUCAUAUUCGCCUUUCAAUUGGCCCAACAUUGCCGAUUUUGUGAAGAUUAACACAUGAAUAAGCAAGAUACAGUUGUUGCUGAGUUGAG